UUCUGAAGCGUUAGUCGGUGAGAUGUCAGACUGGCUGAGCGGGCAGUUUGUGAAGAAGGAGAAGACGCUUGACAAUUUUGUGAAUUCCUCGUUACCGACGCUAGCUGCUUAUUGGGAGUAUAUGCAGCGCAUCAAGCCUACUAGCACAUUACCCAAGCUCGCGUUGAGGAUAUGCUGAUCACAGUGAACACUGUGACUUGCGAGCGGUAUUUUUCAGAGCGAGCGUUGAUCCACACAGCACUCCGCAACCGCAUGGACGCUGGGAAAGCCGCAAAGAUUACUGCUGUUCGGAGCCAUGUACGAAUGACCAGUGAAAAGCAAAUUGUUCUGGAGAGCCCUGCUAAGCGUCUGGUUCCAACAACCGAGCCUGAUCGAGUUUUGGCGUUUGGUUCCCCUGAGCGACGAAGCUCAACUUCUCGCCGUAACGUGGCGGUACACUUUAGAGAAGGCGAAACUCUACCAGAAGAUGCUGAUGAUCUUAUUGAUGAAGAAGACGAUAGCGAACAUAGCGCAGAAGUUGACUGUGUAUCUUACUGGGAGCAAGUUCUAUCGGUGAUGAACGAAUCUGAUGAAGAUACACAAGUUGCAGCUCUUCUGGAGUCUAUGACACGUUCAAUCAGUGCCGACGCUGAAAAUGCAGAAGAAGUGGAGGACAUUCCGCUGCAGCCAGCAGAACGACACCCACUUCCAGAAGAUGCAACACUAUGCGCUCAAGAAAGUCUCGUUCUUCGUGGUCUUCGAGGGCGAAAGCUACUUCUGUAUAUUUUCAGAAAAUGACAGCAACUUUGGUUUCUC
Molecule: messenger RNA, 795 nt
Organism: Phytophthora nicotianae INRA-310
Lineage: Eukaryota; Oomycota; Peronosporomycetes; Peronosporales; Peronosporaceae
Exons: 2
Coding region: 172-777 (201 amino acids)
Source: RefSeq, a predicted model, not a curated record